AAAAAGUCGAUGUUGCUCCAUUAUCACCUGGCUCAAAAACCGUGAAUAAAAUUCACGAUCAAAAUCUUGACGAAUUCUCUAAACCAUCUAUUAAUUCUGAUUCUACAGAUCCAUUCGAAUAUAAUGAUGAUCUUUCUCAACCUGAUAAAAACCAGAUUGUAGAACAAGAUUUAAAACAAGAACUAUCUGCCUCUUCAACUUCCAGAAAAAAUUUAACUUAUAAACGGAAUUUACUGGAUGGUGAAAAUAAUCAG
Ambispora gerdemannii is the source of this 254-nucleotide messenger RNA. The record is from the annotation of a GenBank genome assembly. NCBI's taxonomy places the organism in Eukaryota, Fungi, Glomeromycota, Glomeromycetes, Archaeosporales, Ambisporaceae.